UUUUUAUCGUCACACUCCGCUUGUGUAAAAAAAUGUCCGAGAACUGAGAAGAAGAUUGUAUAAAACAGUGACUUUUAAAUUAAUUUUCUCAAUUAAUUCGACUAAAUAUUGUAAAGAAAAAGUUACAUUAUAGUUAAUCGUGGUGUACAAAUCGUCCGGCUUUGAAUUAUUGCAGCAAUUUUACAUUCGUGUACGGAUUCAGCACUGUAGAAAAAUCUCAAUCCUUCGAUAAAGCUAGAAGUUUGAUCGAUAAAUACAGUAGAGAAGAGCAAAGUCGUCCGUCACAUCGUGUUCGUUGUUGUCAUUGUGAUUUGGCAGCAUUGUGUGUAAAUUCUUACCACGCUGGCCCCGGUCAUUUUUCUUGUACGUAAAAAAAGAAAAAGAAAGACUGGAGCUGGGCACAACGAGGCUACGUUGUAAAAUUACAGCUCUGGUUACCUAUCUAACUAUUGUACCGUCGGCAGCAUUGGAAAACAGAGCAAUAUCUCCCUAUACACGGUUCGUGUGUUCAAUACCAUCAUCGAACGUAUAGGUACUUAGGUAGAGACGUGAAAAUGUCCGGCAGCGGUGGCUACGCAGGCGAUAUGUACAGAACAACUUCAUCCGGCAACUCGUACGACUAUUCGGGCCAUCGUGGCGGUAAUGCUCGUUCAUCGCCGCCAGACCAACGUAGCAGCAUCAGCGAUUACGAGCGAAGCUGGCGUUCUAGCGGUGGCAACGACUCCGGAGGCGGAUCUCGAAGGUACUCGGACGAUCACGGCGGCGGCGGCGGUGGCGGAGGUGGUGGAGGCGGAGGCGAUAGCGGCGAUUCGUACCGGAGCUCGAGUCGUUAUCGCGAUCGUAGUCCGCGCGACAGACGAUCUUCAGAACGUGGUGGUGGAGGCGGCUACGAGCGCAGGAGAAAACGCCAUCAUCGAGAUAGUCGCGAAUCGUCUCGCGAACGUAGUUACUCGCGUGGUCGUCGAUCGGACAGCGAUAGCGAUAAUCGGUAUUCGUCUUCGUCUCGGGAUCGGUAUUACGACGAUCGCGAUCGCGACAGGUAUGGGGAAUCGCGAUGGAGAUCCGACAAUAGCGAUGACGACGAGAGAUCGCCGCGCGGUUACGAACGUAGACGCGAUUCCGAUCGUUAUCAUCGUAGCGGUGGCGACCGCGGUGACCGGUUCGCCAGCAGGGUGAAAGACGAUUGGCUGGCGCAUGUUUGGGGCGACAGCGGCAGACCUUCGGAUGGAUACGGAAACAUGGACUACGGCGAUUCCGGUAUGGAGCACUACGAUCGCAGCUCGUAUAAAUUACAGGUACCUAAUAAGACGUUGAUUAUACGUGGUCUGGGACCGUACGUCACCGAGAAGGAGAUCAGAGAAGAGGUGAUCAGAGCCGGAGGUGCUCCGCGAGAUAUUCGUUUGAUACGUAAGAAAGAUACCGGAUCGUCGAGAGGAUUCGCGUUCGUGGAAUUCGGAUCGACCGAAGAGGCUCAAGGACUGGUGGAGAAAUACGACGGCGAGUUCAAGCUGAAAGACCAGCGGGUCAUAAUGCAGUACAGCAUUCAGCGCGAUUUCGACAAAGAGGUCACCGCCGACUGGUAUUGCAAAUGUUGCGCGUUGAACUUCAAACGUCGAGAAUACUGUUACCGGUGCGGAUCGGAUCGCAGAUCGGGCGAAUGCACCGAUACCGAAGAAGGUAGCUCGCAUCCGACGCACACGGUCAUGCUGAAAGGACUCGAUUCGACGGUGACCGAAGAAAACGUGCUGAAAGCCAUCCAGACUCUGUCCACUUUACCCAUCCGAAGCGUUCGCAUCGGUCGCGACAAGCAUACGAACAUCUCGCGAGGUAUAUGCUACCUGGAGAUGAACAACAUCUCGGACGCCAUGUACCUGCACAACACGCUGUACACGCAGAAGCUGCGAAUAGACGGCAGACCGGCGUACGUAUCGUAUUGUAAAAAUAUCCCCGUCCUGAUUGCCGUCUCGAACAACUCGGCUUCGAACGCCGGUAACGCCGCGAUCGCCGCAGCUCAGUGGAGCCAUCAGAAAAACAACGAUGGCGCGGCUGCAGGUGGCUUUUCCAGCUCCACCUCUCAAUACACACUUCAAGACGUGCCUCGUCUAGCCGAAUACAGCGCCUCGGUCUACGCCAAGAACUCCAACGAAAAAGACGCCUACGUUAAACACUACACCGAUUACUACACGAAGGUGAUCAACAGUGGCGGUCCCAUGCCCACUCUAGAUGGCAUCGGAGCCAAUCCCAGCAGCACCGGAUACCAUGACUCAGCAGUCACCGUAUCCGCUCCGGCUGUACCGGCUUCUUCGGCCGCCAUCACGUCACCGAUCGAGGUAAGCGCUCCGCCGAGAAACGUAUGCAACGAACCACCCUCCGGUAACGGCGACAGAUGCUAUCCUGUACCGGAUGUCAGCACGUAUCAGUACGAAAAAUCCUCCGGCUAUUACUACGAUCCGUACACGACUCUGUACUACGACGCUAACUCGCAAUACUACUUUAACGGGAAAAUAAACAAAUUCCUGUACUGGGACGGAGCCCGAAGCACGUAUUUGCUAGCGCCCGAUUCGGCUCAUCCGCAACACGGCGGUCCCAACGCGGCAUCGGAUGGCUCGAAAUCCGCAGCCACCGACGACGAUAAGAAAAAAGAAAAGCUAGACGAUAAAGAUAAAGUCAAAGUAGCCAAACGUAUAGCGAAAGAUAUGGAAAAAUGGGCCAAAACCCUAAAUCAAAAGAAAGAAAUAGCCAAACAGAAUCUAACAGCGACUCAAACCGUACCGGUACUAAAAGCCCAAGGAGCUGCCGAUAUCGGCUACACUGUCGGCGUCCUCGGUAAAAACAAAGAUACCAGUCCGACGUCUAUGUUGAAUUACAUGACAUCUAUGGCUGCGGCAACUGCCGCCGCCGCCCAGCAACCCAGCGAUAGCAGCCUGGUCGCCGAAUACGGCCAAGGCAGCGAUAGCGAAGAAGAUAACGAAGAAUUGCAACAAGACGACAAACACGUUGACUGGAAUAAAAUGGCCUGCCUUCUGUGCAAACGCCAAUUCCCCAAUAAACAGACUCUGCUGAAACACCAGCAGCUCUCAGAUCUGCAUAAACAGAACUUAGAAGAGUGGUAUAGGUCUAUCGGGAUUAGUCGAGAGGACGCUAGUCGUAAAAGCAUACAGUACAGAGAUCGUGCCAAGGAACGUAGAGUCAAAUACAACGAGCCAGACGUGCCUCCGUCCAAUAAACUCAAAGAAAACUACAUGAAAGCCAGAGAGGCGACAGUCAAUUACGAGCAACCUAAUAAGUAUCGUAUCGGUGGCGAUAACGUGGGCAAUAAGUUACUCCAGAAGAUGGGUUGGCAAGAAGGUAUGGGUUUAGGUAAAUCGAAUCAAGGUAGGACUGAAAUCAUUCAAGCCGAAGCCAGACCUAUGUCUGCUGGACUCGGUAUCCGAACCCAAGGUGUGACUCCGGCGCCCGGAGAAACCUAUAAAGAUUGUGUCAAGAAGAUGAUGAGGUCUAGAUACGAAGAGGUCGAUAAUAGAUAAACGAUCGAGUUCUAUUGGCAAUACUGUCUGUGUGAGUAGAGGUGUGUUUAGUUUUGGGUCGUAUUAUUUUUUCUCGCGAUAGCUCAGGAUCGCGAAAAAGUCUUGAAAGUUGAGAGGUCUUUGUGGUAGGGGGUUUCGAAUCGCGCUUGGUUGGAGUUAUCGUGUGAUCAAAAGCGUCGUCGUAUUGUGAUGAUUUUUUUUCAAAAUAGAGAAUAGGAAUGUAAACCGUUUACUUGUAGUUUAAUUAUUCGCGUAAUAAUUUGUUCAUUAUUAUUGAAGUAUUUGUAGUUUUUUUUUUUUUUUUUUUUUUUACUUCUGUAUUUUCCUAUUUUUUGAUGUCUUUGUUUUACCUACAUAUUUUGAUUUUUUCCCCCCAUUGUGCGUUUAGGAUAGUAUUUAUUCUACCAAUAAUUUACUAAUUAUUAUAGACUUUGUGUUAAGUUAUCGAAUACGUUUUCGAAUAUAUUUUUUUAUGGUGUCAUAACGUGCUCAAAUUGUGUUUGAGAAUGGAAAAAAUUCGAAAAGUUGCACUUUCGAGUAUGUAGUUACUUUUGAGGUUGUAUUUCUUGGCCCGAGAAAAUUUCCAGUGUCAUAGGACACGUAAAUAUACGUAAUAAACUCGAGCAAGAGAAAAUUGUUCUGUAUGAUUGAAAAAAUUACGAUUACUUUGUAGUUUGUACAUAUUUUCGAAAAUACCUACCAUCGAUGUUUUUUAUGUUUAACGAAUGUUUAAAUUUUUUUAGCAAUCAUUUUGCAUCUUCUUUCUUUAUUUGUUCUUAUUACAUAUGUUGAUAUCACGUGAUGAUUUGAUUCGCUGAUUGUGUUAUUGUUAUUACUUAUAUUGUCCCAAUAUCUUUUUUUUUUUUUUUUUUUUUUUUAAAUUUACCUAUUUAUUAACGUAUUAUUUUUUUGAUAUGUUAUGUUGGAUUUGUAAAGUUUACGUACGUGCAAAUGAAAAUAUACGAUGACAAUUUUUCUCGA
This is a messenger RNA of Planococcus citri (citrus mealybug), 4508 nucleotides long. RefSeq names its product RNA-binding protein 5-like. Gene Ontology annotation, cellular component: nucleus. Gene Ontology annotation, biological process: mRNA splicing, via spliceosome. The coding region runs from base 555 to 3527 and encodes 990 amino acids. The transcript is spliced from 4 exons. The record is from RefSeq and is a predicted model, not a curated record. NCBI's taxonomy places the organism in Eukaryota, Metazoa, Arthropoda, Insecta, Hemiptera, Pseudococcidae. Gene Ontology annotation, molecular function: RNA binding.